Tachysurus vachellii is the source of this 5178-nucleotide messenger RNA. RefSeq names its product transcription factor 12 (gene tcf12). Gene Ontology annotation, cellular component: transcription regulator complex. Gene Ontology annotation, biological process: regulation of transcription by RNA polymerase II. Lineage: Eukaryota; Metazoa; Chordata; Actinopteri; Siluriformes; Bagridae. Gene Ontology annotation, molecular function: DNA-binding transcription factor activity, RNA polymerase II-specific; RNA polymerase II cis-regulatory region sequence-specific DNA binding; protein dimerization activity. The transcript is spliced from 21 exons. Bases 312 to 2492 code for a protein of 726 amino acids. The record is from RefSeq and is a predicted model, not a curated record.
AGGGAUACACUGUUUUAACGUCACCGGCGUGCUUAGGCUCUCGCCAAGGCAAAAAUGUCUGCCUAAGGGAAACUCGCAACUUAACCAGUGUGGAUAUUUUGCAAAAAAAAAAAAAGCUAAUUACACAGAUAUCGACUUCGUUGUCGUUCAGACGCGAAUUAAAGAAAACUACAAUCCCUUUGCCACCCCGACCUCCUCUAGUCGGAUUUUAAACACGAAAAAAAGGUAAAAUUAUUGUAGCGAGUUUGCAAAGGUUUGGACUGGCUGAAAGAAGUUGGGAUACAGAAAAGACUGGAGCUGUUAUGGACUGAAUGAGUUGUAGGAUCUUAAGGAUGAAUCCUCAGCAGCGGAUCACCGCUAUAGGGACGGAUAAGGAGCUGAGUGACCUGCUGGAUUUUAGUGCGAUGUUUUCCCCGCCGGUGAGCAGCGGUAAAAACAGGCCGACGACUCUAGGGAGCAGCCAGUUCACCGCACCAGGUAUAGAUGAGAGGACAUCCGAGGCAUCUUGGCCCGCAGGUGGCCAGUCCAGCCCUUCCUAUGACGAGUCCUCCAGGGGUUUCACAGACAGUCCUCAUUAUGGUGAUCACUUGAGUGACAGUCGAUUAGUGUCCCAUGAAGGAUUGUCCCCGACACCUUUCAUGAGCUCCAGCAUCAUGGGUAAAUCUGAAAGGCCUCCAUUUCCUGCUUAUGGCAGAGAGCCAGGUGUCUCUGGAUGUCAGUCCACUUUGAGGUCAGACAUGGGGUUGGCCAGCCCUGUAACCACAGCCGGAAAGUCACCAGCUCCUUUUUACUCAUUCACCGGCUCUAAUCCACGAAGACGCUCUCUCCAGGACUCCGCUCCUCUGGAUCCUAUACAAUCAAAGAAAGUACGCAAGGUUCCCCCUGGCCUGCCAUCGUCUGUGUAUGCACCGUCCCCCAACUCAGACGACUUCAAUAGAGAGUCUCCUUCCUAUCCUUCCUCCAAACCUCCCAGCAGUAUGUUUGCAAGCACUUUUUUUGACGCAACCCACAACUCUUCUGACCCGUGGAACUCGUCCAGUGGUAUAAACCAGCCGGCUUACGGUGGAAUGCUGGGAGGAUCUUCAUCUCACAUGCCACAGUCAGGAAACUAUAACAGCCUUCACUCCCAUGAUCGCCUGAACUACCCCCCACACUCUGUGUCCCCCACGGACAUCAAUGCCAGCCUGCCACCUAUGUCCAGCUUCCACCGCAACCCCGCUAGCAGCUCACCCUUCGUCACUGCAUCCCACACCCCACCUGUCAACACCACAGAGGGAGUUAUGGCUGCAGCCAACAGAGGUAACGCAACUGGAAGUUCUCAGACCGGAGAUGCACUGGGGAAAGCACUGGCUUCGAUUUACUCUCCUGACCACACCAGCAGUAGUUUCCCCUCUAACCCAUCAACCCCGGUGGGCUCACCCUCUCCGCUCACGGCCCAAGCAGGCGCCGCCUCAGCAGGUACAGUGGUGACGGCGAGCGGCCCGCCUGGAAGAGCAGGUACUGCCCAGUGGUCUCGGACAGCCGGACAGACCCCAUCCUCCCCGAAUUAUGAGAAUUCUCUCCACUCUCUGAAAAAUCGUGUGCAUCAGCAGCUGCAUGAGCAUCUCCAGGAUGCCAUGUCCUUCUUAAAGGAUGUUUGUGAGUCUCGCAUGGAGGAUCGUUUGGACAGACUAGACGAUGCGAUCCAUGUCCUCCGGAACCAUGCAGUAGGUUCUACCACCUCUCUGCCCAGCGACAUCCACAGCCUGCUGGGACAGGCACACAACGGACAAAUCACAGCCAUCGGCACCAAUUUCCCCACGUCCGGAUUGGUCACCAGCAGGACAACAUCUAUGGGUCCUGCUCAUCGUGAAGAGUCAGUCAGUCUGAACACAAACCACACAGGGCUGCAGAGCACCCCGGGGCCGACCUCCAGCGCCGAGCUCAAUCAUCAGGCUGACACAUUCAGAGGUCUUGCUGGUAGCUUGGCAUCUCAGGUGGCUUCAGCUCUGGAGCUUAAAAUUGAGAAUCAGGACAAGGACGACAUGCAUGAUAACCACUCGUCUGAUGACAUCAAGUCUGAUGAAGAGAGUGAUAAAAGGGAUAUUAAGACGCCUAGAGGAGGGACUCGAACAAGCAGCAUUAAUGAGGACGAGGAUCUGAACCCGGAGCAGAAGGCAGAGCGCGAACGUGAAAGGAGAAUGGCUAAUAACGCACGAGAGCGGCUGAGAGUCAGAGACAUCAACGAGGCAUUUAAGGAGCUGGGCCGCAUGUGCCAGCUGCAUUUGAAGAGUGAGAAGCCCCAGACCAAACUGCUUAUCUUACACCAGGCCGUUGCCGUCAUUCUCAGCCUGGAGCAGCAAGUCAGGGAGCGGAACCUAAACCCUAAAGCAGCCUGCCUCAAGCGGCGAGAGGAGGAGAAGGUUUCUGGUGUUUCAGGAGAACCGCAGCAGACUCAUCCAUCCGUUCACCCUGGGCUUACAGACACAUCCAACCCCAUGGGCCAUCUGUGAGCACAAGGCAGAUCAAAGUGAUGCAGAGAGAGUGUGUAAGAUUGCAAUGGUGACCUUGCUUUCUAAGGGCAGACAGGACUCACAGCUUGUGACACAAAUUUAAAAAGACAGAGACCACUGCAAGCUAAAUUCCAGUCAAGCGACCCUGAGCUCGAAGAAAACUGGCAAACGCCAAACUUCCUCCAAAGUCCAAAAUUUUAUAGCAAAUUUCUGCCCCCAAGAAAAAUACUCAACAAAAGCCGAAAGCCCUUCAGCACAUAUCACUGUCCGAAAAGCAGUGUCACAUCUGUACAAUCAGAGACUGUCAAUGUCCCCCUCCACGUGGAAGUUGCAUUGUGCCUAAAACUGAAUUGACGAAUGCAUUGUAACAGCAAUUAUUAUUUUUUUGUUUGUUGUUUUGUUUUGUUUUUUUGUUUGUUUUUUCCUAUUUAUUAUGUUACUGAUCUAUAAAGUCUAUGUUUAAAGGGAAAGUUAUAACACCGCUUUAAGAAGCUGUUUGGCAUUUCAGUAGAUCUUCAGUUUGCCAAGCUCUUAGUGAUCCUGCUGGAGCAACACCGUGGAAGCGAUGCACUGGGCCAUCGCACAGAUUUAAAGCAUCCUGCUCAAACGUCACGACUGUGGCGUUUGAAAUGAAAACGCACUUCAAAGUCUCGUAUGUCCUCCCCUUUUUGUCUAGGAAAAAAAAGAAUAAGAAAUAAUAUAUUAUUUAUAUUUAUGAUGGAUUCAUUCCACAAUCAUCGUCACCACCAGAAACCAAAACUACCUAACGAUUCGUGUUUAGUUGUGACGCACACAGUUUAGUGCAGUGGACAGAUGAGUGUUUUUUUUUUUUUGUUGUAGUUUUUUUUUGUUGGUUGCACCUUCCCCUGUGUAGCAGAUGCAAGGCUCGGAUGGCAAACUGGAGCUUUACUGAAAGGUCAGAGGUCAACCAGAGGCUGACAUUUAUAGUCGUUAGUAAAUAGUUCAAAUCCCGAGAGCAGACCAGUUACUAAACCCUAGCAUUCCCUGCAUACUUCAUAGUGUCUUAACGGAAGGAAACGAAGGACUAAUCCCGGGUUCUUUGAAUUCUUCAGCCAUAUAGUGUUAAGUGGGAAGAAAAUGGCAUAUUUCCAUUUAUUGCAGUUUGUUGGUUUUCUGAUGUUACGUUAUUUGGUCUCUGUUUAGUUGAACAGCAGUGGUCUUCUACGCUUAGCCUCAAGCUGAGAAAUUGGACAUAGCUAAUAUAUCAGACAGAGUAGACUCAAAAACGACGACCAUAGCAUCACCUGGCCUGAAUUGAAGUUUUGCUUGAUUUUCUUUCUGUCUACAAAAAAAAGACAAAAAUCACAAAAAAAAUCAUUAAAUAUCCACAACAUUAUAUGUUUAUUUGUAAUUGUAUACAAAGCAUCUUUCUAGGCUUCAUAGUAAAGCGUAUAUUGUCCUGCGUGAAAAUAGAAGAAAGAUAUUCUAAGUUACUUAGGAUGGAUUUGUCUCUCCCCCAAAGCAGUGAAGUACUUUAUACAGUGUGCGUGUGUUUGUGGGUGUGUGUGUGUGGGUGUGUGUGCGCAAUGUCCAAAAUUCAAACGCUGUGACAAACAAAAUCAGCAACCAGGCAAAACCAUGAACAAAAGCAUUUUUUUAUAUCAUGAAUCAGCAUCAAGUCUUUUUUUUCCUGUGUAUUGUUUCUUAUUGGACAUAUUUUUGGUCUUAAUUCUUUCUCUUGAAAUUCUUUCUCCCAGCCCCCUUUUGUCUUCCAUAUGCAUGCUCAGCUCCUCAAACAAAACUGCCACAUCAGAAAGAAAAAGUCUGAAGAACAAAGAAACUAUCGCAGAAAUCUAGACUGGAAACCAUUUUCUGUCUACAAUCCCUCAAACCUUUUCUCUUAGUUUUCCUUUCUUUUUUCUCCCUUUUUCAAAAUCCUUGUGAUAUCUAUAUUCGUCUUUGUGGCCUUGUUAUACAUUUCAGUAUUGAAAAGCUUGUGUUGUUGCUGGCUAAGUUUCGAUCGAGGUUCUGUGUCAUCUUUUUAUUAGCUGCCUUGUGUGUUUUCUUUUUUUGUUUGUUUUUUUUUGUUUGUUUUUUUUUCUCCUGCGUUUAUUUUCUGCUUUUUGUUCCUUUUGCUCCUCUGUUGGAUAUGUUAGACUUUGCUGUAUGCCCUCAUGCUUUCCCUCAUAAAAAAGUAUAUGAAAAGGAUAAAAAAAAAACAAAAAAAAAACAUUUGGCUUAUUUUUCACUGUAGUUAGCCUUUUAUACAAUAAUAUUGUAAGAACAUUUCUUGAAUUCUAAAUAUUACUCUUUCUAGAUUUUUGAAAUCAAAAGUUUUGAGUAAAAAGUUUCUUACUUUAUUUUACUAUAUUAGAUAGUAAAAAAAUGUACGGUUAUUUACCAUAACCUGUCCACUAUUAUUGAGAAUUUAUGAAUAGCAUCUUAAGAGCAUAAAGUAGGAUUUGUAGCUCGAGGUGUAGUGUGUAUGAGGUGUCGUACGAGCUCGAUGUUCUAUAGGAUGUGCUCUGAUCUCUGGCUCUAGUCUGCAAUGUUGGUGAACAGAUGAACAGAUUUGUAACCCUGUCCAAAUCCAAGGUAUUGUCAAACAUCAAGAAUUAAAGAAACCAGCAGCAAAUAAGUAAAUUUCUUUUCUGUCUCUUGUAACAGAAAACACAAUAUGUAUAUAACAUUUAUGUAGCAAUAAAUGUGCCAUCUUUUUUAACAA